AUGAAGCCCUCUACAAAACGGGUCAUAUUGUCUGUCAACGUCGUCGGUUCGGAUGGAAAGACCAUUGGAAACUACCAGCUGACCGGCGGCAGCGUUUGGGAGCUUUGCCAACUGCUGGCCCAGGAGCAAAAUGUGCCCGAGACCGAGUUCGUGGAGCUCUCUUGGCAGGACAAGACGCUUUGGCCUAUGUUGCCAUUGGAGUCACAAGGCAUUGUUGGAGAUGGCGAAGUUCUAACGAUGGUGAAGACAGCGGCGAAGCCUGUGGCUGGAAUCUACUCGGUGAACCAGAAAGACUAUCCGGAAGAUCGCUACAGUUGCUGGGAGGAGAUCCAUUUGCUGGAGGAUAACACCGUUUCCUUCGCCGAAGUCUCGGCGGGGACUGGUCGAAUGG
Symbiodinium natans is the source of this 391-nucleotide messenger RNA. The record is from the annotation of a GenBank genome assembly. Lineage: Eukaryota; Dinophyceae; Suessiales; Symbiodiniaceae.